Molecule: messenger RNA, 963 nt
Organism: Monopterus albus (swamp eel)
Lineage: Eukaryota; Metazoa; Chordata; Actinopteri; Synbranchiformes; Synbranchidae
Gene: cd28
Product: CD28 molecule
Exons: 5
Coding region: 56-799 (247 amino acids)
Biological process (GO): T cell receptor signaling pathway; regulation of T cell proliferation
Cellular component (GO): external side of plasma membrane
Source: RefSeq, a predicted model, not a curated record
AAUUUGUGAACUCUAAGUGUCUGUGGCUGUCUGUGUGUGACUGUGACACUGUAGGAUGUUCCUGACUCACUGUAUGUUAGGAUGGACUGUAUUAACAGUCCUCUGUCUCUGCCUGCCUGUGUGGACUGCUGUGAAGGUGAUCCAACCCUACAGAGUGGUAAGCACCAAUGGUACAGCACAGGUCCAGUGCUUCAUCCAGCCUCAACCCGCCUACCACCAGAUCCAACCCUCCUAUAACCAGAGCCCACCAUACCCUUACCCUGGCCCUGAGCAUCUCCGCGUGACUUUGCUGAAAGGUCUGCAUGGCAGCCAGGAGCUCUGCUCAUCUAUCCUCAGCUUCACAGAAGAGAACCAGGCAGCUGUGGAGAAAAAGGGAGAGGUGCAGUGCUCUGCUCAGGUGAGAGAUGGCGCCGUGGAGGUGACAGUGUCUGGACUGAAAGCCACAGACACAGACUUGUACCGCUGUGACAUAGAGGUCUUCUACCCACCACCAUACCUGCACCUCAUUGGCAACGGCACUCUCAUUCAUAGUUUAGAGAGCCCUGACUGUCCUGUGCAGGGCACUGGCAGACAGCUUUCACUCCAGAGUGAUGAAGAAGAGAAUGAGAGUCAAGAGACAAUGGCACCAGUCAGUGUUUCUGUGGUUGUACUGGUGGUACUGGUCCUUUUUGUCCUUAGUAUCAUUAUCUACUUCCAGACUGUUCACUGUGCGCGAGAGAAGUGGGAGAUGGUCAGAUCUGUGCCUGGUGGGCCUCACAAGGUGGACGCUGUUGCAUGUUCAUAUGAAAAUGUUGUAUGAAAAACACAAGCGCAGAAACCAAAGCAGAACAGUAUCUGCCUUGAACCAUUUGAAUACCACUGAUUUUGAAUGGAGAGUUAAAUGAAUAUACUAGUAUGGUCGGUGCUGGCCAUUUGUUAAAUGUCACCUCAGUUAUGAUUGAGGUUCUUUUUUAUUUUAUUUUU